AUGUGGAAGCAGUUCCUCAGCAAGCUGCCCCGGAAGUCGUUGGCCUCCGGGGACUCAGGCCAGUGCAGCAAUGGCACCGGGAUACAGCGCACGAGCAGCUGCGGGAGCAUCCCGCCUGGCCGCCCUGCCUCCGCCAUCCGGCGCAUGUCAUCCGCCGUCUUCCCCUCGAGUGUUGUGGCUGGUAUUGAGCCGCUGGUGUCGUUCAAGGACGUCCCCAACUCGGAGAAGCAGAACCUGUUUGUGAGCAAGCUGAGCCUGUGCUGUGUCGUCUUUGAUUUCUCGGACCCGAACAAGAGUUCAGUGGAGAAGGAUAUCAAGAGGCAGGCAUUGCUGGAUCUUAUAGAGUUUGUCGAGUCGACCAAUGCUCGCUUCUCGGAGGCGGCGAUCGCGGCCUGCUCUAGGAUGUGUGCCAUCAACCUGUUCCGGGCGUUCCCUCCAAACUGCAGGUCUGGCUCAUCAGGUGGUGGUGAGGGCGACGAGGACGAGCCAAUGUUCGAUCCUGCUUGGUGCCAUCUGCAGCUUGUUUAUGAGCUGCUGCUGAAAUUUAUUGGAUCAUCAUCCUUGGAUGCAAAGAUAGGGAAGAAGCACUUUGAUCACUCAUUCAUUGUGAAGCUCCUUAAUCUUCUUGACUCCGAGGAUCUAAGAGAAAGGGAUUGUUUGAAAACUAUUCUGCACAGGGUAUAUGGGAAGUUCAUGGUACACCGUCCUUUCAUUCGCAAAGCAGUGAGCAAUAUAUUCUACCAGUUCGUCUUUGAGACUGAUCGGCACAAUGGGAUCGCGGAGCUGCUGGAGGUCUUUGGCAGUGUCAUUAGUGGGUUUGCAUUGCCUCUGAAAGAAGAACACAAGAUCUUUCUUUGGAGGGUUUUGGUUCCUCUACACAAACCGAAAUCUGUUGGUGUGUAUCUUCAGCAGUUGACCUACUGUGUGACACAGUUUAUAGAAAAGGACCCAAAGCUUGCAAGCUCAGUGAUAAUUGGUUUGUUAAGAUAUUGGCCAAUAACAAAUUGUCAGAAGGAAGUGAUGUUUCUCAGUGAGAUUGAAGAGAUCUUGGAGUCUACCAGCCAGGCAGAAUUCCAGAAAUGUAUGGUACCAUUGUUUCGGCGGAUUGCUCAUUGUAUCACCAGUUCUCACUUCCAGGUUGCUGAAAGAGCGCUCUUCGUAUGGAAUAAUGAUCACAUUAUCAGCUUGAUUGCACAAAACCGCCAAGUGAUCAUGCCUCUUGUUGUUCCAGCACUAGAGCACAAUAUUCAGAAUCACUGGAACCAAGCAGUCCUGAAUCUAACUAUGAAUGUCAAGAAAAUGUUUUCUGAGAUGGACGAUGAUCUCUUCUCAUCAUGCCUGGCCAAGUACAAGGAGGAAGAAGAAAAACGUGCGUCGCUAGAAGCGAAGCGUAAGCUUACCUGGGAGAAGCUUGAGUCAGCUGCAGCUUUCCAGCCAGUGACUGGCCAUACAGCCGUCCUAGUAGGCCACCAUCCAUCAGCAAAUAUGAUCGCCACCCUGAUCUAG
Messenger RNA from Miscanthus lutarioriparius, 1506 nucleotides. NCBI's taxonomy places the organism in Eukaryota, Viridiplantae, Streptophyta, Magnoliopsida, Poales, Poaceae. The record is from the annotation of a GenBank genome assembly.